CCGCAAUCUUCCGCCCACCACAACCACCUUCACCCAUUUACAAUCUCACCCCCGGCUGGGUUGAUCCUUGCAGGCAAUUACUUGACAACUGCAAGUCCAUUCAUUCGUUCAUUGCAUCUGUCGCGAGCAUAUACACCAAGACUUCUGUCCCUACUAUGACCUCUGUCUAAACAAACACACCAUAACCAACCAACCAACCAACAUCACCGCCCAACCCAACCUACACUCACCACAUACCAAACCCACCACACCAACACCACACACAGAAACCACAACAACAAACCAAAAUGGUCAACUGGCUCACCCUCGCCGUCCCCUUCGCCUACCUCGGCGUCCUCCUCGGCUCCCUCGCAACCUUCUCCUCCCUCUACCGCAAGCGCAAAGCCCGCAAGUCCCUCUCCCUGGAACCCUGGUUCCCUCCACACACACAACGCGACAUCUACUUCUCCCUCCUACACCUCGACCCCUCCGCCAGCAAUGAUGCCAGCAAGAACCCCAACGGCAAGAAACUCCCGUCUUCCGUACCCGACAGCGUCCUGAAAUCCGCUCUCUUGCGUCGCGCCAUCGAAGACAUCAAACGCGUCAUGGCCCUGCGCACGCAGAAGGGCGCGCUCGCUAUGCUCCUCCAGCGCGGUAGUGUCGGUGAUGAUCUGUGGCAGCGGUUUCUCCGUGCUGAGAAGGAAAUGGAGGAUGAGGUUAGGGAUGUUGUUGCUGAGGCGAACGCCUACGUCCCCGGCUGGGGCCAAACGAUCUUCCAGUCGGCCAAUGAAAUGCUGAAUAAUGCCAUUUUCCGGGAACGCAUGGAGAAGCAGCAGGCCAAGUUGGAGGAAGAGAAGCAGUGGUGGGAGAAGAGGAAGGAGGGGUAUAUGAAGGAGUUGGAUGUCGAGGCGGAGAAGAAGGAGGAGGUGGUAGAGGAGGCCGGUGAGAAGAAGCCUGCUACUGCUGCGUCAACGACUACUAGUGAGGAGGGUUCCGGUGUUCCUACGCCUGCUACUAAGACGCCUGAGUCGUCUGGUGCGCCGCCUUCGGUGGCGGGGAGUGAUGAUGAUGCGGUGUUGGUGGAGGCGGAUGAGCAGAAUGCUGGGAAGAAAUAGAUUUGAUCUUCAUCCUUUUCUGCUAGGUUUGAAUUAGGUCAUAUGGGUGCGGUGUAUUAUGAUAACAAUAUAUAUCCUUAUCUAUUCUUG
Aspergillus eucalypticola CBS 122712 is the source of this 1184-nucleotide messenger RNA. Its product is annotated as Sec63 complex subunit SEC66. The record is from RefSeq and is a predicted model, not a curated record. Bases 288 to 1094 code for a protein of 268 amino acids. The transcript has 3 exons. Gene Ontology annotation, biological process: post-translational protein targeting to membrane, translocation. Lineage: Eukaryota; Fungi; Ascomycota; Eurotiomycetes; Eurotiales; Aspergillaceae. Gene Ontology annotation, cellular component: Sec62/Sec63 complex.